Molecule: messenger RNA, 5550 nt
Organism: Adineta ricciae
Lineage: Eukaryota; Metazoa; Rotifera; Eurotatoria; Adinetida; Adinetidae
Source: the annotation of a GenBank genome assembly
AUGAAGUUUUCACCUAAAUUUGCCUAUGUCCUAUGUGAAAAAUGUCCUUUUCAAUUUGUUAUUAAUGCGGUUGGCAAUACGAAUCAAACUACAUCUGUGACAUCACGAUGUUUUACAAUCGAACAAUGUCAGAUGACAAUAAUCACUACUAAUGAACAUCAUAGCAUCUAUUUCGUCCCAAAUGAUAUCGAUCAAAUAGUCUUCUCAUCAAAAACUGAAGUUCUAAUCGAUUAUAAUCAAAACAAUUCAUUAGUGACAUUUUCAUCCAAAUCGAAUCAGCAAAUAAUCGAUCGAAGACAAAUCGGUGUAAAUCACUGUCACAAUGUUAAAACAAAGACUAAACGUCAUACGAAAGGUUCGUCUUCAUCUGAUGUAGAUUCAUCAAUAAUCGUUACAUUCAAUUCAACUGCCUUUAUUGACUAUCAUUAUCAAGAAUUUCUCGAUUAUCCAUUACGAUUAUCUGUGCGUUUUCGUACACUAGGUCGAAUCUCGAAUGGUGUGUUACUUUCGUUAACUCAUCGAAAGUCUCCUUCACUGAUAAUUCCAUUCAUUAUUAUUGAACACUCAAAUGGAAAAAUAGAAAUAACAAUUCUUCAAUUAGAUGAAAGAAAAGUCUUAUCUACUGUAACGGCAAUUCAAUGUGGAAAAAAUAUUAAUAAUGACAAUUGGCAUUGGUUACAAUUCGAAAUCGAUCAAAGCGGAAUCUUCACUGUUGUUGUCGACAAUGACAGUCGAACAUCACAAAUCCCCACCUAUGUGGUCUCGAAGUGGAACAUCAAUGCUCUGUUAGUUGGAGAUACACGCCGAUUGAGUUCAGAUAUCUUUCAGCCAUUCGUCGGCUAUAUGAGUGAUUUGAUGUUUAAUGAUGAAUAUUUGUUUCAAAGUUUGAGCAAACCGAAACAAGCACGAGUAACGCAAUAUGAUUAUGAUAGCCAGCAUGCCGUUGUUGGAUAUCGUAUUGCAUUCUUCAACUUUGUUACUAUUGAUACACCUAAAUCUUACAUUGCCUUUUCGGAACGCGAGAAUCAGAACAAAAAUCAUGGCAAAUUGGACAUCUAUUUUCUCUUUCGUUCGUAUGUACCCGACGGAAUCAUUCUCUAUCGCUAUGCUCAGGGAUUGAAUGAAUACUUCGCUAUUGGCUUACGCGCGGGUAUUCUCGCGUUGUUCAUCGACUUUGGGUUUGGCAAACGACAAAUUGUUAGCGAUGAAUCAACGAAAUUAGCCGAUGGUAAAUGGCAUGAAGUACGAAUUACAAGAAUUGGUACAGAUAAAAUUGAAUUGGUUGUCGAUAAUCGUGUCAAUCGUUCGACAUUAUCGGCCAACGGUAUUCGAAAUGCUGUGUCUCUUCAGCCGGUUCUCUACGUGGGUGGAAUUCCAAAUAAUAACCAGAUUAAUUUAACUGGAUCAGGUUUAAACCCACAUGGAUUUCAAGGAUGCUUAGCAAGUUUCGUUGUUGACGGCCGAUUACUUGAUUACCAACGAGCAUUAGUAUUAAACGGACAAGUGAAAAUGAAUGUUUGCUCAGAUUUGAACAAACUCUGUUAUGAUUUCACGUGUGUUCACUCGGGUAUAUGCUCGACGAAUGAUAACGAUGGACCACGGUGUGAUUGUCUAGAGACGAGUUAUAUUGGUGAACGAUGUGAUAAAAUACCGAAUGGAUUCUAUUUUGGUAAACACUAUGCAAGUGGAUCGAUUGAAUAUGUGAUGCCACAAACGCGCCAAACAGAAUACGAUACAAUUACAUUCGGUUUACAAACACUGGCCCUAUCCGCACAAAUCUUUCGUUUAGAAUCCGAUUUGGAUUCUUAUAGUUUAGAAUACGAAAUCCUACGUGGUCGUUCGUAUAUAAAAUUGAAUAUGGGAGAGAAACAGCCUGAUGUUUAUUCAUGCGUUGUUCAUGUUACUGAUGGAAUGUAUCAUGCUAUUAAGAUUAUUCGUAAACUUUCAACGAUUGAAUUGUACGUAGAUGGAAUUCGGGUCAAAUUAGAUGGAGGAAAUAAAUAUACACGUCAAUCAGAUCAACAACGAUCGUUUCUUGCACAACGAAGAUUACGAAUUGGAAGUUUCAAAAACAUCUCGAUCUGGAAUGGAAUUAUCGCUGGUCUCUCAUUCAAUCGUCAAUCAAUAUUCGACAGUCUUUCCAAUACUCUUGUUCGUACUGGUGAUGUAGAAGAAGUACAACCAGAUGAUCAUACUGGUCUAUUCAAUCUAGUUGAAUCUACACACUAUGCUACUCCGAUAAUUUCUUCCACUGUUCUUUCGACAUCCUCAAUAAUGAAUAGCACUUCUGAAACAACGAUUCUUGAUCAAACUAUCAGUCCCACAUCAGAUAUUCCAAUAGCUGACAAUAUCUUUCAUCAACCAGCAGCAACCCAAGUGAAUACAAUUUCUCAACUACCUCAUCAAACACCGUUUGAAUGGAUCUACAAAAAGCUAACAUAUUUUGGCAUUCGUGGUCUUCUCAUCGGUUCAAUCUUGUCGAUCUGCUUUCUGCUUUUUCUUCUCUUUUUAAUCUUACAUAUCCAUUGCAAAACUCGCCAAUCGAAAAAGAAACUUUCGCACAAAUAUAAUCAAACCAACGGAAGUAAAACUUACUCCCAAAUCAAAGGUUAUUCCAUGGCAUCACCCGACGCAUAUCAAUCGAAGAAACGUGCACAAAAACUUCUUCGAUUCUUGCACGCUAAGCAAUCCAAUCCAACUUCGUUUCGUCUAGCAUCCAACGGCAGCAUGUCCCGUUUGAAUAGUGGUGAUAGUUAUCAUCUCAUAUCUUCAAUUCAAGAAAAUCGUAAAGAUAAAAAGAAGAAUUCGUCCUAUAAAAAUGCCAUCAACACUGCCAACGAUAAUGAUGGUUGUAUAUAUUCAACUCUAGCUCAACCUAUUCCACCUCCAUCGACAUCCUCGUCAAUAUAUCAUCAAGUGAAUCGUCUGAUGUCUAAUCCAAGCGAGCCAUCAACUACUCUAACACAAUACCAUUCACCCAUUGUUCCACACACAGCAACAUUACGAUCGUUGAAGAAAGAGCUAGAUAAUUCAAGUGCUCAAACGUAUUCGGCUGUUUACUCUUGCGAUUUAGCAGCAAAUUUAGAUGUGGAAGAUGAGUUUUUCGCCUCACAUCGAUCAUCAUUGAAACGCCGGUCACUCUCUAAAACACAUCCGAAUUCCAUCGAAAUUCAAAAUCAAAUUCUGUUUCUCUACGUCAAAAAUCUUGUUGAUUGCUAUGGAAUCCAACCUAAUCAUCAUCAAACAAUCCUUCUGGCCACUGCUGACGAAAAUCGCAUUCAAUUAUCCCACGUUCGUUCCGGUAUUUUUCACUCCCAACUUCCAAUUUCAUCCGUUGGUGCUUGCCAUAACAUCCUAUUUUCCUACAAUGGUCAGUAUCUUAUCGGACUUUUCUACGAAGUAACAUCGAACGUGAAUCCAUACGGUGUAAAAAUAUGGUCAACAGAUGAUUAUUCCAUUCGUACGAAUGUGCAUCCGAUAAAAUGUUCCAUUGCCAGUGUAUCGCGACAUUCACCGAUACUUUACAUGGCUGGAAAACAAAAGUAUGGGCGGGGAAUUUCACUUGGUCUGCUUGAUAUUGACUCAUGCAGUCUGGCACGGGAAUUAAAGUCCGAUCCCGAUACAUCGAUUGGCGAUGAGAUCAAACGAAUUAUUCUAACAAAAAAUGAAUUAUAUGCCUUAGUUGCUUGUACAGAAUUUACAAGUACAUUUACAUGUUUCGUCGUUUUCAAACUAGAAGCAACGCCAACGCCUUCGGUUUUAAAUGACGAUCAGUCAUCAUUGAUCACGGGAACGAUGAGUAAUUGUACGAUGAUAUUAACACGAUUUAAUUGUGAUCCAAAUUUUACAUUUUCCAUGGUCGAUUCGAAUAACAAUGGUGAUCAAUAUAUCUUAACUAUACUACGCACCAAUGAGAUUAUUAUCUGGCAGUUAAACGAUGGAGAAAUCUUAUAUAGUUAUGACUUUAAUUAUUUACUCAAUGACACAAAUACAAAUCAGAUCGUUGAUUGUCAAAUGAAUGAUAAUCGCUUAUUAGUAUUUACUCAACAAGGCUUUAUUUAUAUCUGGGAUGUGACAAUUCCUAUCGGCCAAUUCCUUUUAAUUGCAACAAUUUGUGAUCCAUUGUUGCCAUUCAUGGCGUCGAUUGAUCAUUUUCAUCUGGACUUUUUCCUUAAUAUUCAUUAUGCGAAUACCUCUACUUUAACGAAUCUUACACAUGACAAACAAUCACCAUCGACACAUGAAUACAACUGGUCUGUUCUAUUUUUGUUCAUUGUGGGGAUCUUUGGCACCUUUGGCAAUCUACUCGUGUGUAUUUCAAUCACUCUUGAUAAACAAUUACAAACUGUUACGAAUUGGUUUCUCUUCUCUCUGGCUAUUGCCGAUUUCCUAGUUAGUUUGAUUGUUUUGCCGUUUUCUGUUAUCAAAGAUUUUCAUGGUUCGUGGCAAUUACCAGUCAUAUUUUGUAAUUUGUUUAUAUUUUUCGAUGUACUUUUGUGUACAACUUCAAUUUGGCACCUGACUAUUCUUUCAAUCGAUCGUUUCCUACAUAUUUCACGACCCUUUCGCAGUCGAGAGCGAAGCAAACGGAAAACCUUCUUGACAAUUCUCUGCAUUUGGACAUUUUCUAUCGCGAUCUCAUGUACCAUACUUAUUCUUGGUUUUCUCGAUCAAAACAACAUUAUCAUCAUCGAUUCCGAACACCGUCGUCAUUGCGUUCUCAGUCAUCGUCCGUUUAUCAUCUAUGGAUCAAUCAUUUGUUUUUGUAUUCCAUGUAUAUUAAUGCUUGUUACUUAUUCGUUAACGAUUCGCCGUUUACAAUUAGAAGCAGCGAAAUGCUUCGCAGAUCCCGAUGAUCAUCUAAUGAUUAAGCCGAAGAAAUUCGACGGAUUGCGUCGGCAUCGAUCCGCAACCCAACAACGUCCAUUAUCAUAUCCGCGAAAGAACGUUUUAUCUAGGGAAGCUUCGAGUUCAACAUCCGCAUCACUUCGAACACCAACACAGACUGACAUUGAUGACAAAAAAAAUCAUCAUCAGCAAUGCCCGAUAUCUCCGAUUCAAGCCGUUCCGACAUCGAAUACACAACAACGAUCGUUUCUUCGCAAUACUUUUGUACAGAAAGCUGUUCAUGCAUUCAAAGGUGGAUCGGAAACAACUAGUGAACGUCGUGCAAUAAAAGUUCUCGGCAUAGUUUUCUUCGUCUUUCUUAUUGCAUGGCUUCCCUUCUCGAUUUUGAAUAUUCUCUCAGCUGUCUGUCCAUCGUGUGGUGUUCAAGCAUCUUUAUUAAAUCUAACCAGCUGGCUUGGUUAUAUUUCAUCAAAUCUCAAUCCCAUCAUCUAUACAGCAUUCAACGUCCGAUUUCGUCGAGCUUUUAUUUCCAUAUUGACUUGUCAACCGAAUUAUUUCUCACAGAAACGUAAAGGAAAUAAUCAAUACGUAUUCGUAGCAACAAAUAAUCAACAAGCAAUUCUAGCCGAUCAAGAACAGUACUUUUUCCCGUUGCGUCGUUCUGGUAAGGAACGACAAUCGUUACGGAAGAAUUUUCCAUAA